CAGCGCUGGAGUUGUUUCGUCCGAAGGAAAUUGAACCAUCAGAAGUGAAGUGUAUAUUGGCGGAUUCUCGACUUUUCCUUUACAAAUCUGGGCAUCUCCUCCAGUGUGGUGUCAUCAACAUGUUCUUUGCGACUAGGAGUCUGUGUCUACGCAUAUAGGUCCACUGCGCACCGCAAUUUUGAUAUUCAUUUUGAUAUUUUCAAGUUCCUGGACAGUGUGGACUUCCAAAUAAUAUCUGACUCGACAACCCUCCAUAAUUGACUCCUACAGCAUGCCGCUUCGUAAUUUUCUUCAAGGCCAGGCCUAGUAAAUUAUGCACAGAAUGGAAUGCGUCCAACAUAGUAAAGAUCCCAAGUUCUUCUCCUUUGGUAUAAGUCCUUCAUAGAUAUCAGCCGUGCUGGUUGGACAUCUUUGCUGUUGCAGAGGUUUCAGAUCAUUCGCAGUGAUGGCGUCCCUCACGGUGGUUCCAUCGUCAAGCUCAGCCUCGUGCUCGCGCCCCACCACUUCUCCAAGAGCGGCUACGACCCCCAAGCCUGCAUUGUCCAGCGCCAGCCGUUUGCGGACAAACACGAGAAGCCUGAGACUUCUGGCUGUUCCAGGAGCUCUCAAGCGGACGCCACAAAGAAAGCGAACUUGUGAGGCCAGAGCGAUUGAAACUUCAGUUUCUGAAAAUGCGGAAACUGAAAUUCUACCGAAGGCCAACCCUCUGUCGACUGACCCAAAUGCAAUUGCCAGCAAUAUUAAGUACCACGCGGAAUUUACACCGUCGUUCUCGCCCUACAAGUUUGAGUUAAAGCAAGCAUACGUUGCUACAGCCGAGAGUCUAAGAGAUACAUUGAUACAGAGAUGGAACGAGACGUACAAGCACUUCACCCGGGAAAAUGCCAAGACUAUCCAUUACCUUUCCAUGGAAUUCCUGCAGGGGAGAGCUCUUCUGAAUGCUGUUGGCAAUCUUGAGCUGAAGGACGCUUAUUCUGAAGCUCUCCGCAAGCUUGGCCAUGAUCUUGAGGCUGUUGCAGAGCAGGAACCAGAUGCUGCUCUUGGUAAUGGUGGUUUGGGUAGAUUGGCAUCCUGCUUCCUUGAUUCGUUAGCCACUCUUAAUUAUCCCGCGUGGGGUUACGGACUGCGCUACAAGUAUGGCUUGUUCCAGCAGACCAUCACCAAGGAAGGUCAGCAGGAACAAUGUGAGAAGUGGUUGGAGAUAGGCUACCCUUGGGAAAUCCCCAGGAACGACAUCUCCUACUCCAUCAAGUUCUUUGGCGAGGUGGUCGAUUCCGAAGAUGGAAAGAAAAAAUGGGUGGGAGGUGAGAAUGUGAGUGCAUUAGCUUACGACGUGCCAAUCCCGGGUUUCCGCACCAAGAAUACCAUCAGUUUGCGGUUGUGGUCCACCAGGGUUUCAGCCGAGGACUUCAAUCUUGAAGCAUUCAAUUCGGGUGAUUAUGGCAAGGCUGAUGAAGCGCAGGCUAACGCUGAAAGAAUCUGUUACGUGCUGUAUCCUGGGGAUGCUACUGAAGAAGGCAAACUGCUGCGGCUGAAACAGCAGUACACGCUCUGUUCAGCUUCCAUCCAAGACAUUAUUGCACGCUUCAAGGAGAGGUCGGGAGGUGAAGUGAACUGGAAUGCCUUCCCUACGAAGGUGGCCAUCCAGAUGAAUGACACGCAUCCCACUCUGUGUGUGCCCGAGUUGCUGCGGAUUCUCAUCGAUGAAGAAGGCCUGUCUUGGGAUCAAGCUUGGAAAAUCACACAAGCGACGGUUGCAUACACAAAUCACACUGUUCUCCCUGAAGCAUUGGAGAAGUGGCCUUUGAUCGCUUUUCAGAAGCUGCUGCCGCGCCACGUUCAAAUCAUUGAGACUAUUGACGAACAGUUUAUGAAGUUUGUUGCCAGCAAGGUGGACAAGACAGAAUUGGAGGCUAAGAUUGCCAGCAUGAGAAUCCUUGAGAACAUUGAUCUUCCCGGUUCAAUUCAAUCCCUCCUACCACCAAAGCCCAAGAAGGAAAAGGUAAAGAAGACUUCAGAGCCAGCCACUAAAGUUGAUGGUGGAAAAAGUUUUCUAUCAGCAGUUAAGGAACUUGUAGGAACCGCUAAAUCAGCAGUGAAGGAACUUGUAGGAACCGCUAAAUCAGCAGUUAAGAAGGUAAUAGAGGAGGAAAAGGAGGAAGAGGUGGAUGUCGAAGUUGCCCCUCAGAAACUUGCAGGGACAGUUCGAAUGGCCAACUUGUGUGUGAUUGCUGGGCACAAAGUAAACGGAGUUGCUGCAAUUCACAGUGAAAUUGUGAAAGAAGAAGUCUUUAAUGAUUUCUACAAGAUCUGGCCUGAGAAGUUCCAGAACAAGACGAAUGGAGUGACACCAAGACGGUGGUUGAACUUCUGCAACCCUGAACUGAGUGCAGUCAUUACGAAGUGGCUGGGUUCUGAAGAAUGGGUACUUGACACCAAGCAACUAGCCGGCCUUCGUAAUUUUGCAGACAACCAGGAGCUGCAAAAGGACUGGGUACAAGCCAAGAUCGCAAGGAAAGAAAAGCUGGCUGCGUACAUCAAAACCAAAACUGGAUACACAAUCAAUCCCAAUGCACUUUUUGAUAUUCAGGUGAAGCGUAUCCAUGAAUACAAGCGACAACUGCUCAACAUCAUGGGCGUCAUCUACCGGUACCAGAAUAUGAAAAAGAUGACCCCCAAGGAGCGGGCUGCUAAGUAUGUUCCUCGUGUGGUCAUGUUCGGUGGCAAGGCUUUUGCGACCUACUGGCAAGCCAAGCGGAUUGUGAAACUCAUCACAGAUGUUGCGGCAACUAUCAACAAUGACCCUGAUAUAGGAGACUUACUCAAAGUCAUUAUGGUUCCUGACUACAACGUCAGCGUUGCGGAGGUUCUCAUCCCUGCUAGUGAAUUAUCACAGCACAUCAGUACUGCGGGAAUGGAAGCCAGUGGAACAAGCAACAUGAAGUUCUCAAUGAAUGGGUGUGUCUUGAUUGGCACUUUGGACGGUGCAAAUGUCGAGAUUAGGGAGGAAGUUGGCGAGGAUAAUUUCUUCUUGUUCGGAGCAAGGGCAACAGAAAUUGCAGGAUUGAGAGCAGACCGGGAGGCUGGCAAGUUUGUGCCGGAUCCAAGGUUUGAGGAGGUGAAGAAAUUCAUUAGAAGUGGAGCAUUCGGCGACUAUGAUUACAGUGAGCUUUUGGGCGCUCUAGAAGGCAACUCCGGCUAUGGCCGAGGAGACUACUUCCUAGUUGGUUACGAUUUCCCAUCCUACAUUGAAUGUCAAGACAAAGUUGACGAGGCAUACAGAGACCAGGAGAGAUGGACGAGGAUGUCGAUCAUGAACACUGCAGGAUCUUACACUUUCAGCAGUGACAGGACUAUUCACGAGUACGCCAAAGACAUUUGGGACAUAAUGCCCUCACCUGUGGCAUGAUUCUCAUGAAAAACACAAACGUCCAUAGUUAAAAACCACUAUGAUGUUUGUUGAGGUAGAUAAAUUCCUGUAUAACCCUCACCUUGAUCGGUAGAGCGAUUGUUGCAAUGCGUCAACAAGUGAGAAUCUCAAGUUACCUCGUCACAAUUGCAUGCAGUCGGUGAAUGUCACCAGUUUUAGGAGACUAAGAAGCGAUAAAGAAUCGCCGCGUGAUGAAGGUUCUGCUCCUGAAGGAACGAGCAGCCCUUGCGUGAGCUGUUGUAGAGCUUGACAGUAAAAAUAAUACCUUUGCAGGUCCUUUUGACUGAGAUCACUCUCUUCUUUUAUCAGUGUGACGUUGUUUUGAUUAAUGAAAAUCUUUAUGGCUAAGUUCUUAA
Physcomitrium patens is the source of this 3786-nucleotide messenger RNA. RefSeq names its product alpha-glucan phosphorylase, H isozyme. NCBI's taxonomy places the organism in Eukaryota, Viridiplantae, Streptophyta, Bryopsida, Funariales, Funariaceae. Gene Ontology annotation, biological process: glycogen catabolic process. Gene Ontology annotation, cellular component: cytoplasm. The record is from RefSeq and is a predicted model, not a curated record. Gene Ontology annotation, molecular function: pyridoxal phosphate binding; glycogen phosphorylase activity.